Messenger RNA from Octopus bimaculoides (California two-spot octopus), 568 nucleotides. RefSeq lists its product as uncharacterized. Lineage: Eukaryota; Metazoa; Mollusca; Cephalopoda; Octopoda; Octopodidae. The record is from RefSeq and is a predicted model, not a curated record.
UUUUCUUUUUUCUCUAGAUUUCUCUUGUUAACAAACACCAGGCAUCAUGAGCAAACCCUGUUUUGCUUUGGUAGCUUUGCUGGCGGUUAUUGCCUUUUCUGAAGUUCAAGGAAUCCAGAAAUAUCUUGGAUAUCCUUGGUAUUUGAAUGGGAUAUUACCGCCUAGCUCUGGACCGGCCUCGGAUGUUAAUCAAAAGUAUAAACCAAUACGUCCCGUAUCACCACUCUGGUGGAAAAGUAAUGGAUUGUUUCCUCUGCGAGGAGAACCAGAAUUGAAACCUAAACCUAAACCAGAAUAUAGACCUCAACUGCCACCUUGGUGGAUGAAAAAAGGGAUCUUGAUUCCAGGAAGUCAACCAGAAUGGAAACCUAAACCAGAAUAUAGACCUCAACUGCCACCUUGGUGGAUGAGAACAGGGAUCAUCAAUUCAAAAGUUAAAUCAGGAUGGAAACCUAAACCAGAAUACAAACCAACGUUUCCAAUACCAGAGAAUUGGUUGAGAGGGAGAUAUUAUCCGAAAAGUGAACCAGAAUGGAGACCAAGAAUAGGUAUGUAUACAAAGUUCUAA